Messenger RNA from Echinops telfairi (small Madagascar hedgehog), 1662 nucleotides. It is a transcript of the gene PDIA5, whose product is annotated as protein disulfide isomerase family A member 5. NCBI's taxonomy places the organism in Eukaryota, Metazoa, Chordata, Mammalia, Afrosoricida, Tenrecidae. The transcript is spliced from 16 exons. Gene Ontology annotation, biological process: protein folding. Gene Ontology annotation, cellular component: endoplasmic reticulum. Gene Ontology annotation, molecular function: protein disulfide isomerase activity. The record is from RefSeq and is a predicted model, not a curated record. The coding region runs from base 247 to 1518 and encodes 423 amino acids.
GUGGUCCUGCCGGCGUGGCUGUGCCCAGCCAAGAUCUCCCCACUCAUCGAGAGAGUCUCUGACCACAAGGACUUGAAGAAACUCCUCAGGACCCGGAAUAAUGUGCUGGUGCUGUACUCCAGAUCAGAGGCAGCAGCUGAAAAUCAUCUCAGGGUAUUAUCCACUGUGGCCCAGGCAGUCAAAGGACAAGGCACCAUCUGCUGGGUGGACUGUGGUGACGCAGAGAGUAGAAAACUGUGCAGGAAGAUGAAAAUUGACCUGGGGGCCGAGGACCAGAAGGUCGGGUUAUUCCAUUACCAGGAUGGCGCGUUUCACACUGAAUAUACCCGGGCGGUGACAUUUAAGUUCUUAGUGGCCUUUCUGAAGGACCCCAAAGGGCCCCCCCUGUGGGAGGAAGAUCCGGGAGCCAAAGAUGUAGUCCACAUUGACAGUGAAAAGGACUUCAGGCGGCUGCUGAAGAAGGAAGAGAAGCCUCUCCUGAUGAUGUUCUACGCCCCCUGGUGUAGUAUGUGCAAGAGGAUAAUGCCACACUUCCAGAAGGCCGCCACCGAGCUCCGAGGCCACUCGGUGCUGGCUGGGAUGAACGUGUACCCCCCGGAGUUUGAGAACAUCAAGGAGGAGUACAACGUACAGGGCUACCCCACCAUCUGCUACUUUGAGAAGGGGAGCUUUCUGUUCCAGUAUGACAACUACGGGGCCACCGCAGAGGACAUCGUGGAGUGGCUGAAGAAUCCGCAGCCACCACAGCCCCAGGUCCCCGAGGCUCCCUGGUCAGAGGAGGGCGGCUCCGUUUAUCACCUGACGGACGAAGACUUUGACCAGUUUGUGAAGGAACACUCCUCUGUCCUCAUCAUGUUCCACGCCCCAUGGUGUGGACACUGUAAGAAGAUGAAGCCCGAGUUUGAGAGCGCCGCGGAAGUCCUCCAUGGAGAAGCAGACGGCCCUGGUGUCCUUGCAGCCGUGGACGCCACCGCCAACAAGGCCCUGGCAGAGAGGUUCCACAUCUCCGAGUUCCCCACCCUCAAGUUCUUCAAGGACGGGGAGAAACAUGCGGUGCCCUCGCUGAGGACGAAGAAGAUGUUUGUGGACUGGAUGCACAACCCCGAGGCUCCCCCACCCCCGGAGCCCACGUGGGAAGAGCAGCACACCAGCGUGCUGCACCUGCUGGGGGACAACUUCCGGGAGACGCUGAAGAAGAAGAAGCACACUUUGGUCAUGUUCUACGCCCCUUGGUGCCCACACUGUAAGAAGGUCAUUCCGCACUUUACUGCCACCGCUGAUGUCUUCAAAGACGACCGGAAGAUUGCCUGUGCUGCCGUUGACUGCGUCAGAGACAAGAACCAGGGCCUGUGUGAGCAGGAAGCCGUCAAGGCCUACCCCACGUUCCACUACUACCACUACGGCAAGCUCGUGGAGCAGUACGGCAGCGAGCGGACGGAAUUGGGAUUUACCAAUUUCAUUCGAACCCUCCGAGAGGGAGACCAGGAGCGGCUGGGGAAGAAGAAGGAGGAGCUAUGACUCGGAGGCAGCUUUUCCGUUACACUGUGAAUGAGGACCUGCUUUCGCUGUCUCUGAUUUUACACAUGUGCUGGAGACCGCGCUUUUUUUAUAGCAGCUUAGGGCCAUUUUGUACAAUUUUGAAAUAAAAUGAAACCAAUUGUU